GAGGGGUGGGACUUCCUAUUUUAUCUCCCAGUGACUUCCGGCGAGAGGUGAUGGACUGUAAACAAGACGGAACACGGGGCCGCCAGCCACUCGGGGCAAAAAGAAGGCAUUCGACUUGAGUUUCAGUUAACUAGGUCCCAGACACUGUCUUCUGGGGGCGGCGUGCGGCGCUCCAUCCACAACGGAAUCAUCCUGGGAACCGCCGGAAGUCGCUCAACGGAGAGGCAGGAAGUCCCACCCUUUCCUCCCAAAGGGAAGACGGUGAGCCGGAGGAGUCAGUCAGAGGGGCUAGCAGGAGCGAUUCUGUCGGCAAACAGGUUAUGAGUGCCAAGUGAGCCACCUUUGACCCAGGAAACACCAUCAGCACUGUUAAUGAUGAAUUCUGAGAAUAAACCUGAGAAUGACGAAGAUGAAAAUAUAAACAAAGAAGCCAAAGGCUCGAGAAAUAUUUCUUCCCUUAAUGAAGAUUGUGAGCCUGUAUCUGAUGUGAUAGCAAAUUCCUCUGAGAAUUCCAUGAACAAAAGAGUGUUUUCAGACUCAUCAAACACAGACAGUGUCGUUGCAGCAGAAGAUAGAAAUAAACAUGCUUCCAAACGAGUGAAGUUAGAUGAGGCCGAGGCCCUUAAACCUGGAGAGCCAGGUGUCCAUGGGCCAGAGGCUUCUGAGAGCUCAGGCACAGGAGUGGAUGUCUUGGGAAGCAGGACAGUGCGGGAGGCCCUUCUGAAGGACUGCUCAGAUGGAGAUGCACGUCCGUCUGAUGCCUUCUCCCCUUGCGGCUUUAGCACUAUUGAUACUUUUUCUCUGAAAACUGAUACUGAAAAAAAGUCUACUAGGGACAUGGUUUCCUGUGAUUUAGAAAGAGCAUCUCCUGUCCCUGUGAAGGAAGCUAGUGUUGGUUGUACCGUUGGGUCUGUGGAGACAGUUCUCAAGUGCAGCAUUUGUGGCUCUUUGUUUUCCUCUUGCUCUGAUUUGGAAAAACAUGCGGAAUGUCAUGUGCCACAGUCCAAGGAACAUACCUGCUGCCACUGUGGCCAUGAAGCGGACAGCAGCUCGGCUCUGCACGUGCACACGAGGCAGACACAUGGGCUGCAGAAGGCCUUUGCUUGUGAUCUCUGUGGCUUUCAGUGUGUGGAAGAAAACCUGCUACAUGCACAUUAUCUUGGCAAAACACAUCUCCGGCGUCAGAAUCUGGCUGCUCGUGGCGGAUUCAUACACAUCUUAACAAAACAACCUUUUCCUAAAAAGCCGUGUACAGUGGGAACAAGAAAUGUUCAAGCAAAACCAAGAGUGUCUAAACCAAUAGUAAAGAAAAGCGAUUCAAAAGGAUUACGAAAUGUUGGGAGCAAAUUUCAAGGUCUUAGAGGGAGCAUUUCUAAACAACGUGGUGAUAGCAGUGAGCUUCCUGUUGAAGUGAUGUCAUCCCAGAGUACUUCAUCAGAAAACUCAGAGAUUGUUGGGGAAAAUGUUACUUCCCUGGGUCAAAAGCCCGAACACCAGAACGAAAAGCUCAGCACCUUAGUAAUCUCAGAGGGGCUCUCAGAUAAGAUGGAAAAAAAUACCCUACAGACAGCACACAGUAUCAGUCCAACCUCAAGGCCAAGACCUGAGCGGAAUAUUCUAAUGCUGGGUAAUAGCCUUCGACGACGAAGCAGCACUUUCACCUUGAAGGGCCAGACAAAGAAACGGCUUAACCUUUUAGGAAUGAACAAACGAGGCACAAAUGAAACUCAGAGGAUGUACAUGAAACACUUGAGAGCACAAAUGAAAACAAGCGACUCAGAGUCAAUGUCAAAAAAAAUGGAAAUGAGCAGCAAUGUCCAGAGCUUGUGUGUGACUACCUCAGAAACCCAGGAACCGAUGCAGGACAAGAGAAACUCCCAUCUUCUGGGUUCCACUCAGCUGGACUCCUUGGCAGUGAAGCCCGCGUCUGACCCUCAGCUGCUGUAUACGUGUAUAGAUUGUGGUCAGAUAGCUGCAAAUAGUGUGGAUCUGGAGACCCAUGUGAGGAGGUGCCAUGCACAAGAGACGAAGUUUUACUGCCAGACUUGCGGCAUUUCCACUGUGUCAAGAAAGGACUUAGAUGAACAUUUGCACAGUAACCAGCAUCAGCAAACUGCUUCUGUCCUCAGCUGUCAGUGUUGUUCAUUUAUUUCCUUGAAUGAAACAAAUCUUCGAGAUCACAUGAAGGAAAAGCACAGUAUGGGUUUUCUUUGCACCCCUUGCAAUCUGUUCUUCUUGUCUGAGAAAGACAUGGAAGAACACAGAGCAACUGAAAGGCAUGUUAGUUCAUUGGUUCAGCCAGAGACUUCUCAAUCACUUAACAGUGAUUUGGUUUUACAAACUUUACCUUUAAGUACUUUAGAAUCAGAAAACACAAAAGAUUCUGUGAGUCAGUCAGGCAAAGCAGUUCAGGAAGAACCUAAGUCCAGAGUAAGCCAUGGAAAUGAAGUAAGGCAUUCCAGUAAGCCUCAGUUUCAAUGUAAGAAAUGUUUUUAUAAAACAAGAUCUUCCACUGUUCUCACAAGACACAUAAAGCUUCGGCAUGGCCAAGACUAUCACUUUCUUUGUAAAGCAUGUAAUCUUUAUUCAUUGAGCAAAGAAGGAAUGGAGAAACACAUUAAAAGAAGUAAGCAUCUUGAAAAUGCUAAGAAAAAUAAUAUUGGCUUAAGCUUUGACGAAUGUAUUGAAAGGGUAUGUAUAGGUGCAAAUGACAAAAAAGAAGAAUUUAAUGUUUCUGGAAGUGGAAAGAUUGAAGGCCAUGCAGGUGUACAGGAGCAUUCCUAUCUUGAGAAGAGCAUACUAACUCAUAAGGAACUGUCACAGUCUGGUAGUGUCGUCACCAAAGAUGAUGAAUUAGCUUUGGCCACCACUCCAAAGAGAGGGAGACCUAAAGGCAAUGUCUCACGGACAUGUUCACACUGUGGGCUUUUGGCCUCUAGUAUUACAAAUUUGACCGUUCAUAUCAGACGAAAACACAGUCACCAAUAUAGUUACUUAUGCAAGGUAUGUAAAUACUAUACUGUAACUAAGGGAGAUAUGGAACGUCAUUGUGCCACCAAAAAACAUAAAGGACGGGUCGAAGUAGAAGCAAAUGGAAAACAAAGUUCAGAUAUCGUUGUUGGCCCCGAAGGGGGUAAUCUGGAAGCCUGUAGAAGGAACACCAGUUUAGCAGCAGUCAUUUCAGAUGAACCUACUAACAAGUUGACUGAGUCCGAUCCCUCUGUUAUAGAGAAGCCAGUGGUAGGUCAUGGGAAUCCAGCUGAAGUAGAAGUUGAAAAUGUAUUUCCUUCUAUAGAUGGGGAAGUUAAUAGUCAUCUUACUGCUAAAAAGGAGCAAGUGUCUGUAGAGCCAGAUGACCUUCUCCAAGAGGGAGAUGCAUAUUCCCAGGGAGAUGUUACCAGUUCAGGUGAUAAUAAGUGUGUACACUGUGAGUUUAGUGCUCACUCUCCUGCUUCUCUAGAGCUGCAUGUAAAACGGAGACAUACAAAAGAGUUUGAGUUUUAUUGCAUGGCAUGUGAUUACUAUGCGGUGACUCGUCGGGAGAUGACUAGGCACGCAGCAACAGAGAAGCACAAAACGAAAAGACAGUCUUAUCUCAACCCUUCCAGUGUAGAAGCAGGGUCCUCAGAAAUGGCCAAAAACAUCAUUAUACCCGAAGAGGAACAGCAAGCAAAUUCUGAGGAAUUUCAAAUAAUUGCAGACCAACCAUCUGACAGUCUUCGAUCUAGAAAUGGUACUGGUAGUUCCGUUUUAGACGAGAAUACUAAUUUAGAUAUGUCAAAGGUAUUUUGUGCUUCUGACUCUGUAGAAAUUGAGACGGAAGAAUCGAAUUUUAGCGAAGACCAUUCCUUUUGUGAGACUUUCCAGCAGUCACUUGGCAAGGAAAAAGUUAUGAAACCAGAGGAGAUGGUGCCCCUUACUAUUUCCUCUAAUUAUGGCUCCCCAAAUAAAUUUCAAAAUGGAAAUUUAGGAAGCUCAGCUUCAAAUUGUGAAAUAGCAAAGAAAAACCAUGAGAUGUUGACUGAUGUUGGUAGUCCCCAUCUGCGUUGUGGGAGUGUUGGAGAAAGUACAGGAGGUGGUGGAGGUAAAGUGCUUCACAAACAGCUGUGUCCAGGAGUUCUGGAGGGAGAGCAGUCAGCUGAGAGCACCACACCUGUGGUGAUGAGGAUAGCAAGAGAACAGCUCAACCCAGAUAGCGGUGGACAAAACCAAGUUCCGCAUGCGCACGGUUCAGAGGAUUUGAAAAGUGUGCAAGGAGAUCCCAUUCUAGAGAAUAAGGAACUUUUGAUGAAUUCACAACAUGAAACUAAAAUGAUUUUGGAAGAGGAUGGCCCAGCUUCUGAUAGCACAGUUGAAAGUAGCGAUGUUUAUGAAACUAUAAUCAGUAUUGAUGAUAAAGGGCAGGCCAUGUAUAGUUUUGGCCGGUUUGAUUCUUCCAUCAUUAGAAUCAAGAACUCUGAAGAUGGUGAAUUGAUGGACCAGUCUGAAGAGGGUCUGUUGGCAAUGGGAGUGAGAAUCAGUGAGUUGCCCUUGAAGGACUGUACUCAAGGCUUGAAAAAGAAGAAAGCUGAAGGCACUUCCUUUGGUGAAUCUACACGUAUUCGUUGUGAUGACUGUGGCUUCUUAGCAGAUGGACUGAGUGGACUGAAUGUUCACAUAGCCAUGAAGCAUCCUACAAAAGAGAAACACUUUCACUGUUUACUGUGUGGAAAAUCAUUCUAUACAGAAAGCAACCUUCAUCAGCAUUUGGCAAGUGCUGGUCAUAUGAGAAAUGAACAGGCCAGUGUGGAAGAGCUUCCAGAAGGGGGGGCCACCUUCAAAUGUGUCAAGUGCACAGAGCCGUUUGAUUCAGAACAGAAUUUAUUUCUACAUAUUAAAGGACAGCAUGAGGAAUUGCUGCGGGAGGUGAAUAAGUAUAUAGUGGAAGACACUGAGCAAAUCAACCGUGAGAGAGAGGAGAACCAGGGCAACGUUUGCAAGUAUUGUGGGAAGAUGUGUCGAAGUAGCAAUUCCAUGGCAUUUCUGGCACACAUUCGCACUCAUACAGGAUCAAAACCAUUCAAGUGCAAGAUAUGCCAUUUUGCAACAGCUCAGCUUGGAGAUGCCAGAAACCAUGUGAAAAGGCACCUUGGGAUGAGGGAAUACAAGUGUCAUGUCUGUGGGGUUGCUUUUGUAAUGAAGAAGCACCUAAAUACUCAUCUGCUGGGCAAGCAUGGAGUCGGCACCCCAAAAGAAAGGAGAUUCACGUGCCACCUGUGCGACAGGAGCUUCACGGAGAAGUGGGCCCUGAACAACCACAUGAAACUGCACACGGGAGAAAAGCCGUUCAAGUGCUCCUGGCCCACGUGCCACUACUCGUUCCUCACGGCCUCGGCGAUGAAGGACCACUACCGGACACACACAGGCGAGAAGUCGUUUCUGUGUGACCUCUGCGGCUUUGCCGGUGGGACCCGGCACGCCCUCACCAAGCACCGCCGACAGCACACAGGAGAGAAACCUUUCAAGUGUGACGAGUGUAACUUUGCCUCCACCACACAGUCCCAUCUGACUCGACACAAGCGCGUGCACACUGGAGAAAAGCCCUACCGAUGCCCCUGGUGUGACUACAGGUCAAACUGUGCCGAGAAUAUCCGCAAGCACAUCCUACACACUGGCAAGCAUGAGGGAGUCAAGAUGUACAACUGCCCCAAGUGCGACUACGGCACCAACGUUCCCGUGGAGUUCCGGAACCACCUGAAAGAGCAACACCCUGAUAUAGAAAACCCUGACCUCGCCUACCUGCAUGCCGGCAUUGUUUCCAAGUCCUACGAGUGCCGUCUGAAGGGACAAGGUGCCACCUUCGUGGAGACCGACAGCCCCUUCACUGCCGCUGCCCUGGCGGAAGAGGCCCCAGCUCAGGAGAAGGCCCCACGGAGUGGCCCACGACAAGCCCGGUCCCCCGGGCAGACGCAGCAGGUCUUCAUCAUCCAGGGCUACGGAGGGGACUUCGCUCUGGAUGCCUCGCUGGAGGAGACAGCGGCUGCCACGCUGCAGACACUGGCCAUGGCGGGCCAGCUGGCCGGGGUGGUGCACAUCACCGAGGAUGGGCAGGUCAUCGCCACAGGGCAGGGCGCGGGGCACGUGGGCAGCGUGGUGCCCGGGUCCCUCCUCCCCGAGCAGCUGGCUGAUGGAGCCACCCAGGUGGUCGUGGUGGGAGGCUCAGGGGAAGGUCCCAGCCCAGAAGAGCCCCUCGGUCCCGGGGGGACUGUGAUUCAGCAAGUGAAGCAGGAACUCUUGGGUCUUUCUGAGGCUGGAGGUUCGGCCCCUGACACCACCUCCGCCCUAGACGCCUUGCUGUGUGCGGUCACCGAGCUGGGGGAGGCGGAGGGCAGGCCCGGGCGUGAGGAGCGGGGCAGGCCAGGCCGCAAGGACGUGCUGAUCCAGCUGCCGCGGCCAGAGGCGGCCCCCGCUGUCAGCAGCCCCGAGGCGGCGGAGAUGCAGGUGUUCCCGGAUGCUGCAGAGAGCCCUGCUGCUGUGGGGGUGCUCAGCCAGGUGGUACACCCCUCAGCCAUCGUGGCGUCUCAGGAGCAGGCGCAGGUGGCCUUCAAGAAAAUGGUGCAGGGAGUCCUGCAGCUGGCGGUGUGCGACUCGGCGGCGGGCCAGCUGCUCAAGGACGGCGUCACCCAGGUCAUCGUGAACGAGGAGGGCGCCGUGCACAUGGUGGCCGGGGAGGGCUCGCAGGUCAUCAUGCAGGAGGCUGAGGCACAUGGCCUGCGGGUGCAGGGCGACGUGGACCUGGUGGAGGCUGACGGCGAGAUCUCCCAGAUCAUUGUGACUGAGGAGCUGGUCCAGGCCAUGGUGCGGGGCUCCGCUGGCGGCUUCCCUGAGGGCGCGACUCACUACAUCGUGACGGAGCUGCCGCCGGGGGUGCAGGGCGACACAGGCCUGUACUCCCACACUGUCAUCGAGGCGGCCAGCUCCCAGGAGCUCCUGCAGGGGCCUGCCCUCAGCGCCGAGGUCACGGCCCCAGAUGGGGCGGAGCCUCUGACCAGCAUGGUCAUUUACACCCAGGACGGCUCCCCAGCAGCGGUGAUUCAGAGCCAAAGAGAAAGCCAUGAACUCCGAGAAGCAUGAGGCUUGGCCUCCACGCCUGGCCAGGGUGGCCAGGGAGACCCAGCGCACAGGCCCGGCGUUCCCAGCACUUCCUUCGCAAGCCCACGGCGCCGGCCCCGGACACGGUGAGUCCAGGCACCUGGGCGAGGUGAGGCUCUGGGCCUGGCAGGGCCGGUGGUGGAGCUGGAGGCCGUCGUCCCCUGCUCGGUUCUCUUCAUCUGCUGUGCCAGGAAGCCCAGCUUUGUUUCUUUCUUCUGCAGUGUUUUCCCAUUUCAGCCAUCAGGACCGGGUCGUCCUGGUGAAGAUGUAAGAACACACACUCGGGUCGGGCUGGGGAAGGGCCAGCUCUUGCAGUGCAAGGUGUAGCUGUUUCCACACUUCGCGUAUUUGCUGAGGUUGCAGCUGCGUUACUGCUGCCUUGCCACAGCCCACUCCCACUGAUUCGUUGUUGCUGGUUUUUAACUGUAAGGAAACCGCCCCCAUGCCAAAGGAAGCCUGUCCGUUCCUUUCGUGUGAACAUGGCCCUCCUCACCCCCGUCAGGUGUGCUCAGCACCAGGCUGCGGUCUCAUACAGGGAAUCUUCCCAAGCCCGCAGUUAAGAAAAGCCUUGAAGUUUCCAUUCAGUUCAAACAUACCUUGGUUAAGACAACUCGAUGCUUCGCUUUUUGACUUUGUUUCAUACAGUGAAGUCCAUGUAUGAAGUGUGCACCUGGAAGAUACUGCUCGUAUCGAUAUUUUGCUUUUAUAACAGAUGUUUGUUCAGAUUGAUAGCAUUUUGCAGGAUUUACCUGUGAUUUAUGUCAAUGUGAAGAAGCUGACAUUAAAUAUUAACAAACAGAAGCCGCGCCCCUACAGCCUCGCCUUGGCCAGCAUCUCUGUUCCUCUGUUCCCUGUGGACUCACUGCAACUGUCGAAUGCAAGUUUAUGUCCCAAUUAUUUGUUUCUCGAUACAAUUGCUCCUCUUUCCAAAAUUGUAACAUAAUCCCCUCCCUCAGUCGCAAAGGUUGUUUUUGUUCAGUUUGUUUUCCUGGAAAUAAAAUUACAGCAUUAAAA
This is a messenger RNA of Tupaia belangeri chinensis (Chinese tree shrew), 8145 nucleotides long. RefSeq names its product zinc finger protein 407 (gene ZNF407). Lineage: Eukaryota; Metazoa; Chordata; Mammalia; Scandentia; Tupaiidae. The record is from RefSeq and is a predicted model, not a curated record. The transcript is spliced from 9 exons. Bases 373 to 7113 code for a protein of 2246 amino acids. Gene Ontology annotation, molecular function: nucleic acid binding; zinc ion binding. Gene Ontology annotation, biological process: positive regulation of transcription by RNA polymerase II. Gene Ontology annotation, cellular component: nucleus.